CAUCUAUCCAUAGUCGCUAUGGGCUGCCGUCUGCUAAUUCAUCUCAAAGUGUGGGCGAAAAUGCAUCCAUUUCAGGAAUGUAUCAUACAGAAUCGUCUAAUGGAUAUGUUCCCACAAACGGGCGAAGGUCAGUCUAAAACACCUUACUGUGAAGAAUGUUAUUUAGUUCUGGUUAAAGGAAAAUUCAGAAGUACUAUCAGCAAAAGAAGAAUUUUUAAGGACAGAGAGAGGAAAGUCCUCGUCAUAUUGGAUGGGUCAAAGGAGUCUGCUUUUCUCUUCCGGCAAGUCGAAGACGCUAUGAAACAAACAAAUUUCAAGCGGCUUAUACUUGAGCCUUCAUUCAUAUUUCUCGUGUCUGCGGAUAUGACUGAUGUACGAGUUGUGGAGGAACACUUAGCAGUUCUUCGACAAGCACUGCCAGGGUCGUAUUAUAUGGUUCAUCUGGCAGCCAUUUUUGGUGAUAUCCAAAUGGUCGAUAAUGGCACGUGUUCUGGGCUUCAACAUGUUACUCAACUAAAGGAAUUUCUUGCCUCAUUUCGAACAGCUGUUUCUCGUGAAGAAGCCGUACGCAUACUGAAGGUUCGGCUCCUUCAAAAGUUGUCGCGACAUACGGAAGUGCCAAAGGUGCCCUUUACACCAACUUCUCGAUUUUUCAAAUGUUAUUAUUAUGUAGGUGAUGCUACCAUGCAGUAG
Molecule: messenger RNA, 693 nt
Organism: Cylicostephanus goldi
Lineage: Eukaryota; Metazoa; Nematoda; Chromadorea; Rhabditida; Strongylidae
Source: the annotation of a GenBank genome assembly